This is a messenger RNA of Malurus melanocephalus (red-backed fairy wren), 5007 nucleotides long. It is a transcript of the gene FOXE1, whose product is annotated as forkhead box E1. Gene Ontology annotation, molecular function: DNA-binding transcription factor activity, RNA polymerase II-specific; RNA polymerase II cis-regulatory region sequence-specific DNA binding. Gene Ontology annotation, biological process: cell differentiation; anatomical structure morphogenesis; regulation of transcription by RNA polymerase II. The record is from RefSeq and is a predicted model, not a curated record. Bases 2 to 877 code for a protein of 291 amino acids. The transcript has a single exon. Lineage: Eukaryota; Metazoa; Chordata; Aves; Passeriformes; Maluridae.
CAUGACAGCCGAGAGCCGGCUGCCGCCAGGCCCCCCGCCGCCGCCCCCGCCCCUCAAGGGGGACGCGGUGCCGCCGGGAGAGGAGGCGGCGGCGGCGGUGGCGGGGGCGCGGGGAGGGCGACGGCGCCGCAAGCGUCCGGCGGAGCGGGGCAAGCCGCCCUACAGCUACAUCGCCCUCAUCGCCAUGGCCAUCGGGCAGGCGCCCGAGCGGCGACUGACGCUCGGCGGCAUCUACCGCUUCAUCACCGAGCGCUUCCCCUUCUACCGCGACAGCCCCCGCAAGUGGCAGAACAGCAUCCGCCACAACCUUACCCUCAAUGACUGCUUUGUCAAGGUGCCGCGGGAGCCCGGCCGCCCCGGCAAGGGCAACUACUGGACGCUGGACCCUCACGCCCGCGACAUGUUCGAGAGCGGGUCCUUCCUCCGCCGCAGAAAGCGUUUCAAGCGCAGCGACCUCUCCACCUACCCGGCUUUCCUCGCCGAGCGCCCCGCCGCUCCCUGCCGCCUCCUGCCGCUGCCCGCCCCGCCGGCCCCCCCAGACCUGCCCCCGGCGCCCGCCGCCUCCUGCGCCUUCGCUGCCGCCUUCCCCGCGCAGGGCUGCUCCUCCGCCGCCCUGCCGCACGCCUACGCCCCGCUGCCCGCCGCCCCCGGGCCCUUCCCGCCGGGAGGCCACGGGCCGCUGUACGCGCCGUCGGGGCGCAUCGUGCUGCCCGCCUCGCCGCCCGGCCCCGCUGCGCUCUACGGCCGCCGCUCCCCCGCGCCCUUCCCGCCGCUCCCGCACGCCUACGGCCCCGGAGGACAGCUGGGCCCCGCAGAGCCCGCACCGCGGCAYGGCACCUACCCUGGAGGCCCCGACAGGUUCGUCCCAGCGCUCUGACCCAUCCCGGAGAUCCCGGACAGCGCGAACCAGASCCCGGGACAGGGGGGACUGCCGGGUCACCCGGGAAGAUGCUGGAGAACCUUGGGCUGCACCUGCACAUUCUGUCAUCUGCCUGGGCUUCCUGCUGRGGAGUGUCGCAGUCAGCCCUGGGGGCCCGGGCACCCCCUGUCUGCUCUCAGCAAAAAGUCUUAGGGACUUCCAAGUGCCUGGAUGGGGCAGUCUAUUCUUCUUCUACAGCCUUUUCUGGAGCAGGUGCUCAAAGCUUUCUGCGAGGCUACCACCCUCUGGCACACCCAGMUUGGCCCCUUAUGGUCUACCCAGGAAGAUUUCACUUUUAGAAGUCUCUCUGCUCUUGGUAAUUUUUUUUUAGAGAAUGAAAUACCUGUUGGUGAGGUGAAGAAGUGAGGCAGGAGGAAAUGUUCCCUGGCCUUGUGCAGGGAGAGCUGUGAAAGCAGAAUGCGUGGCACUAGUGUGGUGCCAUGUCUCUGAUGGCUAUUGCUAUAUAGCCCUGKGCUUAACACCAGAAAUGUGGCCAGGGCUGGAGAAGGUUUGGCUGCCAGGGCUGCAGGAAAAUGCAUCAAGUCAGAUCCUUUCUGUGCUGCAGGGGUGGGAACCGUGUUGAAACUGGAAAUAUAAAAACUGCCAGCAUGAGCAUGCCCAGCAUGUCCCAUGGAAGAGGGAUGCAGGGAAGCUGUGGGACCUCUGCCCUUGGAGGUCUUUCCAGCUUUAGUGGAUAGAGCCUGAUCUGCCUCUGAAGUUGUAUCCAAUGUCRAAUUUGGACCUGUUUUGAGUGGAGACCUCAAAAUCCUCAGGUCUGUGGAGGUCCUUACAGCCUAAUUUACCUUGAUCCUAAGGUCAGCCCAGCUCUCUCUGUAACCUAGAGAAAUUGGCAUAUAUAGGGGAAAACUUCCUUUUCUGGAACACAAGAGGCAGGACAUGGUGCCUUUUCAUCUUCAAUUGCUCCACUUUGAAGCUUUCCUCAGCUGAAAAAGGGACUAAUAGAAGAGGAAACAACUAAAAGGAAUGUCUGUGAGUGGCAAAGGAUUGAAACUAGAUCCACAGGGGAAUUCAAGCAUAUCCCUCCCGACAGAUCACCCCACCCUGGAAGAGGCCUGGAGCAGUAGUGGAUGCCCAGGGCUCUGCUUGGGGCUGUAGGUGUAGAGGGGGCUGACAUAGCCCUGCUCCCAGGUCUCCUUGUACAGCUCCUUUUCCCCAUGGAACUGGAGAAGCCCCAUAUCCAGGGCCAAGAGGAGGCUGGUGAGAAAAUCCUGCAGUUUGGUGGGGCCUCGUAUGGGGAGAGGGAGGGAGAAAGUGCAGCCAGAGUCCCAACAGGAGCUUUGGAAGAGCAAACCGCRCAUGUACGCUCGGGUUCUCUCAGCAGAGAAGGGUACAGAUCAUAGUAUAACUCAGACUGGAAGAGAUCUUGGGAAGUUUCUGUUCCAAUCUGGUACCCAAAUCAGGGUCAGCUAUGACUCAGAGCAGUAAGCUCAGUCCUGUGUAGUUGAAUCUUCCUCACCUCCACUAACUGAGACAGCACAGUCUCUUUUGGCAACCUGGCGGGGGUCAAGUUUCUCCUUGUACCCUCCAUUCAGCACUUACCCAGUCACAUUUAAUGUCUACUGUCUCUUGUCCCACGGCUGCGCUUUGCUGCCGAGAGCUUUUGAUCCUGUGGAGACACCUGUGCCUUCUGCUCCACAGAGCGUUUUUCAGAUGUGGUCCUCAGCAGGACGAAAUUUGUGUAGAGGCAGCUUCCUUGUUUCUCUGGAUGCAGGUGGGACAUGAGAGAGGAAAUGGAGUGGAACAGAAAGGUGGCUGGCUGUCACAGCACAGAUUGGUAUGGAGAAGAGUAAAGCUCUCUGUAGGGCAGUAGGUGGGCAGGAGGAGUUGUAUGUCUGCCUUCCCUGACUCUGUGAGUCAGGAGAUGAGUUUUGGAUUCAAGGCUUCAGGGUGCUGAGGAUGGCAUAUUGUGGGUGAGCCACCUCCUGGGCUAGGAGGCUGGGGCUGGCUUGGUGGCACUGCCCGUGUCCCUGGGGACCUGUCUGUGGCUCCGCAGGAAGCUGCUGUCCGYAGAGGAGCUGGAGAGGCUGCACUGUCACCAGCGGGGGGCGGACGCAGACAGCAAGUGUAAGCACCACUCAAAUCUUUGCUGUGCYGAGGUCAGUCCGACUUUUCCUUUCCUAUCCCUUCUGAAGAGCUGUUGUAUCUUCCUUGUUCCUUGUUCUUCCCUGUYCUGGCAUGGGAAGCUGCUACCAUCCUGGAGAGAGCAGAGUCCUGUCUGCAGCCUGGCUGUCUCAGCCGGGGCAGAUCUCCUCAGCAGCUGUGCUGACACCUUUCCCRGCUCCUUCUUCACCAUCUGGAAGAGGAACUGUACCCCUUGCUGUGCCAGCUCUGGUAUUUUUGAUAGCUGCUGGCUCUGCUUUYGUUGCCUGCAAGGACUGGACGGUGUCACUUUGACAGUAAGUCRUGCCAACCUCUUGCUCAUUUGGGGGGUAGCUGGCAGAAGAGCUGUCSUGCCUUUUAGUGCCUUCUUUCCUUCCUGUAGAAGCAGUUACCAAUGUGGACCAGAUAAUUUUCAUAGAAUGAUGGAAUAUGCUGAGGUGGGAACGGAUUUAUCAGGAUCAUCAAAUCCAACUCCUGUCCCAGCACAGGACACCCCAAGAAUCACACCRUGUGCCUGAGAGUAAYGUCCAAGUGCUCCUUGAACUCUGUCAGGCUUGGUGCUUGCUCCCUGGGRAGCCUGUUCCAGUGCUGAGCCACCGUCUASGAUGAUAUMCAACCUAAACCUCCCUUCAUGCUGUUUACACAAGUCGUGUCACUGAUCUCAAGAGUGAAGAGCCUUGAUGCCUUCUGGCCCUUGUUCCUCUGGUUUUGUUCUCUGCUCCAGUCCCUGYGCUGGUCUAGGGUUCAGUGUGAAAAAAGGGUCACCAGUGAUGAUACAGAUUUUAGGGAGGAUGCUUCUGCACUCAAAUAGCAUCAGUAGGUAGUUCAGCGAGCAAAACUCAGUGUCUGGAGGACAUGCCUGACAGAUCUUGGUGACUCAGAAUGAGCAGAUUGGGUAGGUUCAGUUGUGUGUUGUUUGCAGAGAGAGUCUAGAUGCUUGUUCUUGUUUCUCUCCAGAUCUUUUAUACCUACAAACUAGGGAAACUGGGCAUGUAUAGAUGGUACACUGUUUGCAGCAGGUACAGUGAUGAGCUUGCUGCAUCAAGAACCUGAGACAUGGUAAAAAAAAAAAGCUUAAACAUCUGUCACAAACAGCUGGAAACCCCAGGCAGAACUGUGAAGAGCUACUGGAACCAUUCAAGGGACUCUAGAUCUGCAUGGUGCCCGUGCUGUGAGGUUUUUGAGACAAAACCAGACGAAGCUGUACCUACCCUUUGCAAAUGCUGGCAGUGCUCCAGCCUCCCGCUURCAGCAGGCCUGAAGACUCCAGUGAUCCCUUCCCCCAGCGCUGCUGUGGUUUUGUGGCUGUUCCAACCUCUCUGAGCUGUCUUGUAGGCUCAGACACCCAGCGUGUGCUGAACGUUGCGGAUCUGUCCUGGCUGUACCUUGUGGAGGUCAGAUGUGCUGCCCCUGUGCCUGUGGCACUGCCUGACCACUGACAGAUGUGUCCCUGGGGAGAUGUGGGGCUGGGUCUCUCUGUGAGGAUAUGGGGAUAUGCCAAGGGGAUAUGUUAGACAAUUGGAUCUCAAUGAAUGCUUGUGCCAUGGGGAUAUGUUAAACAUUUGGAUCUCAAUGUGUUUUUGUCUGGCACUUGUAACUCUCAGGCACCGCCAAGAAUAAGAAAAAAAAAAUUGAUUUCUGUAAAUUUUAUUGUAAAUAUCUGAGAGCCGUUCUUUUAGCAAAGUUAGUCUAAGUUUCAAACUAAUCUUUAGAUUUCUGUGAGAAGAGUCCAAUAAAUUUGGAUUGUAAACCUGCAGGAAACUCUUAAGUGUGAGCACUGAUGAGAAAAGAGAGGGGCCUUGAGAGUGUUCAUUCCUCAAAGGAUGGAGCCUCUUGGUUCCUGUUCUGCCCAAGUUCUGAUGUAGUCAGGUCUUGAGCAGACUUUAAGAAAGAGGUGGACUGUACAGCCUAGGAGGGUAUUAUAUUCUGUAUUGGAGAAUUUUUUGUAUUUACUCUUGAAAUAAAUA